Molecule: messenger RNA, 1443 nt
Organism: Paramecium octaurelia
Lineage: Eukaryota; Ciliophora; Oligohymenophorea; Peniculida; Parameciidae
Source: the annotation of a GenBank genome assembly
AUGAAAAAUUCUUCUAGAAUAAAAAACUCUCACCAAAGUAGCGAUUGCUGGGCUGCCUUGUUUUGUGGAAUUAUAGAAGUUCUUAUCAAAACUAAUUAACAUGAAUAAAUUUCACUCCUAUAACCAACCAUUAGUCAAUAUUCACUUUCAAGAAUCAAAAUCUUUAAAACUAUUGAAUUAAUGAACUAAAUUAUAAGAAAUCCGAAUGUCGAUCUCUUUUACACUCUAGUCAAUUAAGAAGAAGCAUCUUAGGUAAUGAAAAUAUUCAUACAAACCAAAUACAAAAUAAUACCUACAUCAGUUUGUAAAAAAGAAAUUCUAGAACUCUUAAGUAAUACUUUUAAAAUAGAUAUUAUAUUUAUCACUCAGAAUACAUCGAUAUCAUUAGCGAACAGUGAUAAUUUAGAAUUGGUUCUAAAAAUAGUGUAAUAAUAAUCAGAAUUCACGAUUGAAGCAGCAUAGAAAUCAAGAAGCCGAUCAUCUUCACUUUUGGAUUAUGUUUUAGAGAUGAAACAAUAAUGUAAUGGAUGUUUAAGAUUGUUUGAAUAAGGAGAACUGUAUAAGUCCCUUACUUGUAAUCACACUUAUUGUCGAUAAUGUUUGAAAUUUUACUUCAAGCUUGGAUAAUCAUUUGUUUGCAAAGAUUUCUUCUGUAAACUGGAACUAAGAAGAGAAGACUUUCCAUUCUUAUAGUUGUCUCCACUUUAGGAUGUGACUGCUUAAUAGAAUAGAUGUCUUCAAUGUAAAGAAUCUAUCAACUAAUUGUACACAAACAGGUGUGGACAUACACAUUGCGAAUAAUGCAUUAGGGAUCAAUUAAAUAAAUCCAAAUACUAUCAAUCUAACUUCUGCCUAGAACCAUCAUGCACUGAAUUGUUGGCUAAUGAGUUAAUCAAUAAUCAAUCCAAAGAUAAUGAUAUUUAAACUGUUCUGUCAAGGAAUAAUUCAACAACUUAAAAGUUUACAGAAUUUUGCUGUUUUUGUUAAUCUGAAUAAGAGAAAGGUGUGAAAGGAGAGUGUGGACAUUACUUUUGUAAGACUUGUCUGGAUUCCAAAUAUUAAUAUAUAAUUACCUAUGGUUUACACAGAAUUAUUGAUUGUCCAUAAUGCUAAACUAAAUUCAACAUUGAGAAAACUUUGGAUGAGUAUUACAAUUCAUUAGCAUUUCCCUAACCCCCUAGGUUAAUAAGGAUGAGGUCUAGUUCAGAAUAAUAAAUAGAAUCCAAAUAGUAGUUGUUCUAGCAGAAGCCCUCCUUUGAAAAUCAGUAGAAAACUAGGGUUCCCACUUCAGGCUUACCCUUAAAUAGCUCGAGACUUCAAGUGCCUUAUGUAGUUUCAAGUGGAAUUUCAACUCCUAAAAGGGUUGUUACCUCUUCAAAUAGAGCCAGUCGCAAUUUGCCUCAAUAAGCCCAAUACUUUUAGAGAAGCCCAUAAUUCUUUUGA